Capsicum annuum is the source of this 737-nucleotide messenger RNA. RefSeq lists its product as uncharacterized. Bases 1 to 606 code for a protein of 201 amino acids. Lineage: Eukaryota; Viridiplantae; Streptophyta; Magnoliopsida; Solanales; Solanaceae. The record is from RefSeq and is a predicted model, not a curated record. The transcript is spliced from 2 exons.
AUGGAUAGCUCAUCUAAGCAUGUGGAGAAUCAUCUUAAAACAAUAAGAAAUACUUGGAUUUCAAUCCAAACUCUACUAAAUAAAAGUGGUCUUGGAUGGGAUGACAACUUGAAGAUGAUUACGGCAAAUCCCAAAGUCUAUGCGGUCCAUAUUCAGGCACAUCCCAAUCAUGACAAGUUCAUCAACAAAAAAAUUAAAAUAUUUGAUGAAAUGUCUCUUGUGUGUGGAAAUGAUCGGGCUAGGGGAGAUUGUGCUAAAUCAUUUGAAGAUAUAGAUUUUGAUAGUUUUUAUGAGAAAGAUAAUGAUAAUGACCUUGAAGGACCAUCCAUCGAAAAGGAUGUACAAGUAACCGAAACUUCUCAAAUCAAGGCAAAUCGCAAAAGAAAACGUUCUUUUGAGGUGCAAGAUGUUGUAGGUGAUAUAUCAAUAAAGUUUGGAGAAGUUGCAACAGCAAUUGGUAGAAUGGUUGAUAGUCAUCUAGAUGUGGCAAAGUUGUAUGAAGUAGUUAUGGCAAUGGAAGGUUAUAAUGAAGAGUUCCUCGGUGAUGCUUUUGAUUAUUUGGUGCAAAGCAACACUUUAGCUAAGGCAUUCAUGGUCAAAAAUUAAAAUCUUCGUAAGGUGUGGUUGGAACGAUUCAAGCAACAACAAUAGUGACACCUAUUGGUUGGUUUAGCUUCAUAGGAUUUGGAAGCAACUAUUAUUCGCACGCUUUUGUUUUUGAUAAUGUAUCGUGUAUU